Molecule: messenger RNA, 663 nt
Organism: Encephalitozoon cuniculi GB-M1
Lineage: Eukaryota; Fungi; Microsporidia; Unikaryonidae
Exons: 1
Coding region: 1-663 (220 amino acids)
Source: RefSeq, marked provisional
AUGGAACAGAGACAACUUCCCUGCAACCAUCCCAACCCAACACCGAGACUCCGAACUAGUGUUCCUGCGAUUCCCCCACUCCAUCCUCAGCUCUCCUCCCUCGCUACUUCACACCCCUGGAUACAAAAACCCAGCCAUCUCAAAGGGUCUCCCUACCUCCUCUCUAUCUCAUCCCUCUGCCCCCUAGCCACCUCCUCCUGUGCGCUCCUCGUGCACAGCCAACAUCCUCCUCGACCUUCCGAGCUAUCUCCUCCUCUUUCUUGUUUUCUUUGUCAGAAAGAGACCCUGACGUCCCCUCGUCCAAGUCCGCCGUCCCACCAUUGCCCCGAAUCUCUCACCUAUCAAGUGCAUCAACCGAAUCCUAAGUCUCCCUCUGGUCCUCUCGUACACAGUAACAGGUUCAAAGCCUCAGAAAGACGCCGUCCCAACCCUCCCACAUCAAGUCUAAAGCUCAGCUGCCAUAUCCUGCUAUCCGGAAUCUGGCGAUCCAACGGUUUCAUUACCAUGAAAGAUAAACGGAAUAAUAAUACUCCUGUGUCCAACCCCGAAGCUCCCUCAAGUGAUUCCCUUAGCCACUCUACACCCAACUCAUCAAACUUACAAGAAAAAGCCCUUUCAAGACCUUCUCUUACAUCCUUCCCAUCUUCAGUCUCCUCUAUCUGA